ACCCUUUUCCCGUUAGUCACUCUUCCCACCUCUCACAGAUCUCCUCCCCGCCUGAAGCCGCCACUCCGCUCCCGAACCCUAACCCUGCGCGCUCCCGUAGGAUCCAACCGGCCAUCAAGCGGUGGCGCUAUCGAAGAUGCGGAGCUCUAUAGCGACCUAUCGGGAGAGCCUCUCCCGGCUCGCCGGCGAGGUCGACGACGCCACGGCAGACGAGGUCCCCGCGCCGUGGCCAUCUCGGCGCGGAGACCACGCACCUACGCCUCCGUCGUCCGGGCGGCGGAGGCGGUACACCCGUCCGGACCCCGCCGAGCCGGACGAGAUUUCUAAACUCAAGGAGGAUAUUGAAAAACUUCAAACUUCUGAGGCUGAAAUAAAGGCAUUGUCUUUCAAUUAUGCUGCCAUGUUGAAGGAAAAGGAGGAGCAACUGGUAAAAUUUCGUGAAGAAAAUGGCUCAUUGAGAAGAAGUAUGGAGAGCUCUAACUAUAAGGCAGUCUCAGGCAAUUCUAAUGGUGCUUUGCAAAGAUCACCUAGCAGAAUGCAAAGAAACACAGAUCAAGAAAAAACAUUGAGCUUCUUAAAGCAGAAUGAGUAUGGUGGUGGUGCUUCACAGGUUAUACAGCAAAAUGGUCCGCACCCAUUGCCAGGGCAUUAUAAGGGAGAUGUACUGGAGGAAGAAAGAGAAUAUUUUGCUGCUAAACAGGCUAGUCUUGAAAAUGAAAUUAAACAAUUGAAACAGCAACUCAGGCGCUAUUCAAACAAAGAGGAUGAACCAAAAAGGAGGUUAGAAGAUGAAAACAAGAGGAACGAAUUUCUUCAGCAGCAGCUAAAUGAACUGAAGGUCAAUAGAGAGAUGGUAGCAGCUACCACGGAAGAGUUGCGUAAGGAAUUAAGUGAGAAGAAAGCAGAGUUGAGAUGCCUGCAAGAUGAGUUGAGUACAAGGGACAAUGAGCGUGCAUCAGAUGGAUCUCUUCAGAGCCUUCGAAGUAUGGUGAUGGCUCUACAGAAGGAGAAUUCAGAUUUGAAGAUAGCGAAGGGCAGGCUUGACAAAGAGCUCGUUAAUAUGGAAAGUACCACACAAAAAGUUGACAAUUGUAGUUCUGAUAUUAACAAUGUUUCUGAUGUGGAAAAGGUUAAGGAAGAGAUGGCUUCAUUGAAGAAAGUUUUACAGGGCGCUUCUCAUGAGCGAGACAGAGCAUUACAAAAUUUGUCUCGGCUGAAGCAACAUUUGUUAGAUAAGGACCUUGAAGACCAAGAAAAGAUGGAUGAAGAUAGCAAAGUCAUUGAAGGGUUGCGGGUAAUCUGUGAGCAGCAAAGAACUCAUAUAGUGCAGUUAGAGAGGGCAUUAAAGGUUGAGAUUACAAAGCAGGAGGAGAGUAAGAAGACCAUAAAUGAUGAACGCUUGAGGUCAAAUGAACAGAUAGAAGAUCUGCAAUACAAGCUUGCAAACUGUAUGAGUGCACUUGAAUCAAAAGAUCAGGAACUGCUUAAUCUGCAGACUGCCCUUGGACAGUACUAUGCCGAGAGUGAAGCAAAGGAACGACUUGGGGGUGAUUUAGCUAUGGCUAGAGAAGCAUUGGCUAAAUUAUCUGAGUCACUGGAGGUGGCAAAUCAAGGAACCGAAAUUUCAAGAAGGGAAAAGGACGAAGUAGUUGCCAAACUUUCUCAAGCUGAGAUGAUGUUAGCGGAUGGGAAGCGCUCCAUGCAGAAGCUUGAGGAUGACAAUUCAAGAUUAAGGCGUGCGCUAGAACAAAGCAUGACAACAGUCAAUAGGAUGUCACUUGAUUCAGAUAACUCUGUUGACAGACGAAUUGUGAUUAAACUACUAGUUACAUACUUCCAACGGAAUCACAGCAAAGAGGUAUUGGAUCUUAUGGUUCGGAUGCUUGGCUUCUCUGAGGAGGACAAGCAAAGAAUCGGUUCUGCACAGAGCAAUGUUGGUAAGGUUGUUGUCCGCGGUGUUUUGGGUCUUCCUGGGCGCCUAGUUGGAGGAAUUGUUGGUGGAAAUUCAGCAGGCAAAUCUACACAUACACCCCAGGAUAACCAGUCCUUUGCAGAUCUCUGGGUGGACUUUCUACUCAAGGAGACAGAAGAAAGGGAGAAACAAAAAGCUUCGGAAGCCGCCGCAAGGCUUUCACAGGAAGAGAACCAAACUAGGAGUGCAUCAAAUUUACAAGCAUCACAGCACAUUGCAAAUCCUGGCCUUUCCACAAAGCCACAACAGUUUGGUCGCCCAGAUUCCUAUGAAUUCCGUAUGGUUCCACUUGCUUCCUCGAUAUAUACAUCCACACAGACGCAUUUGGAAUGAUCCGAACUAAGUAUAUAUUGCUGGAUGACUUUUUUCCUUUUAAGUCUUACAUGUGCCUGGCCUUGAGCUAUUUAUUUCAUUUGUUGACAAUGUGGUAAUUUUAGUCCAUUCAAAGUUUUUGGUCUCUCUCCCUCCCGGUGGCAUCUAAGGAAAUAUGUAAAUGGACCAUGUCAUUCAACAAAAGGAACAAUUCACUAUACAAUAUAUAUAUGCUUCCUGUCUACUGGGCCAGUUGUUGCCCUAUAAA
Molecule: messenger RNA, 2552 nt
Organism: Hordeum vulgare subsp. vulgare (domesticated barley)
Lineage: Eukaryota; Viridiplantae; Streptophyta; Magnoliopsida; Poales; Poaceae
Product: golgin candidate 4-like
Exons: 15
Coding region: 137-2305 (722 amino acids)
Biological process (GO): endoplasmic reticulum to Golgi vesicle-mediated transport; Golgi organization
Cellular component (GO): Golgi apparatus
Molecular function (GO): small GTPase binding
Source: RefSeq, a predicted model, not a curated record